CCAGCUCCCAUCAGACCCUCCGGACCUUCCAGCGGUGAUCCUCCACCAUGGACCUGGACCCGACCGUCGUCCUGCCCGCCAUCCUCUUCACCGUCGUGGCAAUUUACUUCGCCUCGUCGCUGCUCAGCAAGAAGCCCGACGCCUCCUCGUCCUCUGCCGGGAAACAGAAGCCCAAAGUCGGCUACGGAGAUGACAUCCCUCCGUCCAGAGCUCUGGCGCCGCAGCCCGCAGCCUCCCCGAGCCCCGAGCCUCCUGCCCCGGCUGUAGAGGACAUCGGAGCCGCGGACAAGAUCCAGGACGUCCCGGCGCCGAAAGUUGAGGCUGCCCCAGAACCAGUACCAGAACCAGAACCUGUUCCUGAACCAGUCAAAGUACCAGAGACUCCAGCAGAAGCACCUGCAGCACCAGAACCAGAACCUGUCCCUGAACUAAUUAAAGUACCAGAGACUGCAGCAGAAGCACCUGCAGCACCAGAACCAGAACCUGUCCCUGAACCAGUUAAAGUACCAGAGCCUCCAGCAGAAGCACCUGCAGCACCAGAACCCAUCAUAGUAGCAGAACCUGUUCCAGAACCAGUCAAAGUACCAGAAGUAGCUGCAGUACUAGAACCUACUCCAGAACCAGUCCCAGAACCAGUAUCAGUGCCUGAACCUGUUCCAGAACCAGUAUCAGAGCCCAAAACUGUCCCAGAGCCUGAACCUGUACUAGAGCAGGUAUCAGAACCAGCUGCGGUCCCAGAACCAGUCUCUGUCCCUGAACCUGCCCCAGAACCUGUUGCCGUGGCCGAACCAGAGCCUGUUGUCGAGUCUGAACCAGUGUCUGAACCUGAAAAAGUGGUGGAGUCCACUGAACCUGUUGUAGAGGUGCCAACUGAGCCGGAAGCACAACCUGAACCAGAGAACACUGUGAACAACGAUGUGGCUGAAGCUGACGAUCAGGUGAAGUUCAUCCCUGGGAAGAAACAGAGCAAGUUUGAGACGAUGAUGACGAAGGAGGAGAUCGAGGAAGAGCAGAGGAUAGAACUUACAUCUGAUUUAACUUCUCUGUAAUCAGGAUGUGCUGAUCUGUGAGGAAGACGAGGAUCUGCGAAGACGCAUAUGAAUGAAGACGAAGCUUUGAGCUGCUUGUGAAUAAAUUAAAUGUGUUUUCACCAAAGUGCCUUCAGGAAACGUUUGUUUGUUCUUUAGUUUCCUGUCAGAUACAGAAACUGAGUGAAAGUGAAACUGAAACUGCUUCUUUCUGCCAAGUUUUGCUUUGAAAUAAACGUGUGUUGUUGAUUCUUUCUGUUCCAGACUUCAGUUUUUGUAAAUUCUGGAUUAUUAAAGAGACGUUUGUCACAUCA
Molecule: messenger RNA, 1342 nt
Organism: Amphiprion ocellaris (clown anemonefish)
Lineage: Eukaryota; Metazoa; Chordata; Actinopteri; Pomacentridae
Product: FILIA-N KH-like domain-containing protein
Exons: 5
Coding region: 48-1049 (333 amino acids)
Source: RefSeq, a predicted model, not a curated record